AUGGUUUCGACAAUAUAUGGAGCAGUUUAUUCAAUCAGGACCGGGGCUUCUACUGUGGUUGUGCUCAAUUCUCCCCCGACCGCCAAAGAGGCCAUGGUAACCAGGUUUUCGUCCAUUUCAACAAAGAAUCUAUCAAACGCCUUGAAGACUCUAACCAUUGAUAAAAGCGUGGUUGCAACAAGUGACUACAACGAGUUUCACAAAAUGGCCAAGCGAUUUUUACUGAGAAAUACUUUGGGUUCAAAUGCUCAGAGACGACAUCGACAUCAUAGAGAAACCAUGAUUGAAAACAUAUCAAGCCAAUUUCAUGUUUUGCUCAAGGAAGAUCCUCUCCGCCCUGUUAACUUCAGGGAAAUAUUCGAGUCCGAACUUUAUGGAUUGGCAAUGAAGCAGGCUUUGGGAGAAGAUGUGCAAUCAAUUUAUGUGGAGGAGCUUGGUACAACUUUAUCAAGAAAAGAGAUGUAUAAAAUCCUAGUCAUUGACAUGAUGGCGGCUAUAGCGUCAUCAUUUGCUGGAAUCGAAAUAUCUGCGAGAAUUGAAAUGAGUAUCCAACAAAAGCUUUUCAAGAUGAUGACAGUCAUGAAUGCCCUUAUCAAGGAACAGAUUAAACGAAUCGAUUCGGUGGAGGAAGUGAAUUGUUAUCUAAGUUACUUGUUAUCUGAAGCAAAGACACUUACAAAGGAGCAAAUAACAAUGUUGGUUUGGGAGACAAUCGCUGAAUCAGCAGAUACUACUUUGGUCACAACAGAGUGGGCCAUGUAUCAGCUUGCUAAAGAUCCAACCCGACAGGAUCGUCUGUAUGAUGAAAUGAGAAAGGUUUGUGGUUGUAACAAGGUUAAGGAAGAAAAUUUAUCCCAACUCCGAUACUUGGAUGCUGUUUUCCAUGAAACCCUGAGGAAGCACAGUCCGACUCCAUUGGUUCCUUUAAGACAUGUUCAUGAAGAUACCCAAAUAGGAGGGUAUUAUAUACCAGCAGGAAGUAAGAUUGCUGUUAAUAUCUAUGGCUGUAACAUGGACAAGAAUCACUGGGGCAACCCAGAAGAGUGGAAUCCAGAGAGGUUUAUGGAUGAGAAAUACGACCCUUUGGAUAUAUACAAGACGAUGGCCUUUGGAGCUGGAAAAAGGGCAUGUGCAGGCUCUCUUCAGGCGAUAUUUCUGAUUUGUGUAACGAUUGGUAGGUUGGUGCAGGAAUUUGAGUGGAGAUUGAAUGAUGGAGAAGAAGAGAAAGUGGAUACAGUCGGGUUGACAUCUCAGAAGCUGCAUCCACUGUUUGCAAUGCUAAAACCUAGAGAAUAA
Molecule: messenger RNA, 1296 nt
Organism: Gossypium arboreum
Lineage: Eukaryota; Viridiplantae; Streptophyta; Magnoliopsida; Malvales; Malvaceae
Product: ent-kaurene oxidase, chloroplastic-like
Exons: 8
Coding region: 1-1296 (431 amino acids)
Biological process (GO): gibberellin biosynthetic process
Cellular component (GO): chloroplast outer membrane; endoplasmic reticulum
Molecular function (GO): iron ion binding; heme binding; ent-kaurene oxidase activity
Source: RefSeq, a predicted model, not a curated record